Drosophila serrata is the source of this 2553-nucleotide messenger RNA. RefSeq lists its product as uncharacterized. The record is from RefSeq and is a predicted model, not a curated record. Lineage: Eukaryota; Metazoa; Arthropoda; Insecta; Diptera; Drosophilidae. Gene Ontology annotation, molecular function: protein binding.
UGUAAGGAGAAAGUUCAUAAAUUUCCUGAACACUUCCAUUGGUUUACAUUUUUGGCCAAUUUUCUGUCAUCUUCUAAUAUGAAUAUUAAUUAAAAAUAUAAAACAAAACAACUGCAAAUCAGUGAACAAUUUUAAGGUAGGGAAAGUCCUAGGCUUUAAUUAUUUCAAGGCGUUGAAGUGUGAACAAAGGUAAAGUGUGUGUGCGGAAGAGGAAAAGUUCAAAAAUCAAUAAGCGUGUAAAAUUUGUAAACACGACAAGCCCUCGACCAGCCUCUCUGGGUCUCUUUCUCUCUCCCCCGGGAACCACCCCCAUUUCCCCCGGUGAACUGUGACCGCCAGCUGCCGAAAUAUAAAAAUCAUAAGAAAUAAAGAAAGGCUUCGGGCGUGAACGUAAAAACCACAGAAAAACCCCAUUAACUUUCGAGAUGAUGACCAUUUACGUGCUGCUACUGACAAUGAUGAUCGCUGGAGCAACGGCCACCGCAGAGCAGGUGGAAUACCUGGAUACACAUCCGCGGCAAUCUUCACCAGCGGAUCAUGAUCACCGCCUAAGCAAGCGCAUGGAUCUGGAGGUGUGUAUAGGCCACUUUGAUGUCCAAAACACCAUAAUACGCACUGGGGAGUCCCAGGCAAUUGGCGGCAAGUAUCUCCAGGGCCUCGAGCUGGACACCAUUGAGGAAUGCGAGCGUCUCUGCUGCGAGACGGAUGCCUGCGAUGUGUACAUCUUUGAGAGGAAAACCGGUGGCUACUGCUAUCUCUUCGAGUGUGGUCCACCGGAGAACUUCCAUUGCAAGUUCACGCGGCACUCCAACUACACGAGCGCCGUGUUGACUCCACAGGCCAGGCAGACCAGCGAGGUGGCCAGCACUCCACGUCCACAGCUACCGCACAUACCCAGCAACAAUGUCUCGCAGCAGGAAUGGGAGCUGAGCAACCUCAAGCUAAAACCGGAAGCGAGGGACAAGCCCUCGGUGGCCUCGUCAGUGGUGGCUCCCACCGGCUCGGGGGCAUCUGGAUCUGGAGUGGGUGUGGCCCAGGCCCAAGCAAUUAACCCAGUUCAAAGUGUUCCCAUUGCGCAUUGUAGCCGCUUCCAGUUUACCUGCCUCGGCGAAUGCAUUGCGGUGUACAAUGCCUGUGAUGGGAUUCCCCAGUGCGAAGAUGGCAGCGACGAGGGACCGGAAUGCGAUACCGUAUCAUCAAGUGCCACGAAAUCGAGUGGCAGCAGCAACAGCGUGGAGCCCGUGAAGCCAAUGGUGCAGCAAUAUGUACCUGUGCAGAACGUGCAGCAGCAAUUGCAAGUUGCCGCCCAACAACAGCAGCAGCAGCAGCAGCAGCAGCAACAGCCGCAACAUGUCAUUGUUCUGGGACCACCGCCACCGCCGCCACCACCACCGCCCAUGGUCAACAAUCGUGAAGAUGCCGCUGCCUGGGCCAACCGCAAGAUGAUUACCGAGGGGCAGCAGCAGCAGCAACUACAGCCGCAGCAGCAAUUGCAACAGCAGCAGCAGCAACAGCAACAGCAGCAGCAACAAGGAGGAAGCAUAAGCACAGAUGAGCAGAGCCACAUCUUCAGUCACAAAGGCGGCCUCCAAUUGCAGCCACCGUCAGCGAAUGUCCAGGUUCAGGGACAGCAGGCACAGGGAGGAGGAGCAGCAACUGUCCAGCAAGUUCAGGGGCAACCAACACCGCUCCAAGUGCCUGCCUAUGACACCAAUCAAGCCAUGUACGGGAUGUCGUUGCCACGCUCCGGAAUGUAUGUAUCCCAACAGCAGCAGCAGACACCACAGAAUCCCCUGCAGCAACUCCAGGCAGCGUCCUCUGGCCAGCAAAUGCCACCAAAUGUGGUAUGGCCACAACAGCAGCAGCAGCAGCAGCAACAGCAACAAACGUUGCCGGUGCAACAGCAGCCGCAGCAACAACAGGUCUAUGCUCCAGUUGCUCCCGCUCCGUCAGUUCAGCAUCAAACGGUGGCCAUGCUGCCAGUCCUGAAUGCUGCACCAGCUCAGGGCAAAAACCAGGCUCCUUCUGCUGAUGGGGAUUACGAGGAUUACGAUGAAGAAACCUACACAGAGGCUCCGAAGAAGAAGCAACACAAGCACAAGAAAGUCAAGGCCAAAACGGCUAAGGAUCCCAUUGAACUGGCCUUGGAGCAGAAUAAGCAACAGCAGGAGACGGCUGCGGCGGCAUCACUGCCAUCGGCAGCCCUGCUCGUACCCGUUUCCGCCGUGCACGAGCAGUACAAGAUGAUACACGAGAACCUGGCGAUGGAGUUCCGGGACCAUGACGGCCAUUCGGAGCGUCCUGGCGGAGCUGUGCUCUCGCUGACACUGGGCCUGCUGGUCACUGCCGCCUUGGCCAUUCUCAUUGGCUGCCGGAUGCGGACGGUUAGCCGGAGGGCACGACGUUUGGGCGGCAAGACGCCCUAUUCCCAGGAGGCCGACUUUCUGGUCAAUGGCAUGUACCUCUAAGGGAGGACACGGGAACGGGAACGUGGGGGUUGGCCAAGAUUUUUGUUGUUCCACAAUCUGCGGAGCGGGGAGCAUAUUAUAAAUA